This is a messenger RNA of Megalobrama amblycephala (Wuchang bream), 2469 nucleotides long. It is a transcript of the gene wdr45b, whose product is annotated as WD repeat domain 45B. Gene Ontology annotation, cellular component: cytosol; phagophore assembly site membrane; extrinsic component of membrane. The record is from RefSeq and is a predicted model, not a curated record. The coding region runs from base 385 to 1419 and encodes 344 amino acids. The transcript is spliced from 10 exons. NCBI's taxonomy places the organism in Eukaryota, Metazoa, Chordata, Actinopteri, Cypriniformes, Xenocyprididae. Gene Ontology annotation, molecular function: protein binding; phosphatidylinositol-3,5-bisphosphate binding; phosphatidylinositol-3-phosphate binding. Gene Ontology annotation, biological process: protein lipidation; nucleophagy; autophagy of mitochondrion.
UCGCUUGCAGUAUCAUUUUCGCUCCUGUAUAUAUAAAAAAUCUUUAGUAUAACCGCGUGUUUCUUGUAACACAUAAAAUAUAUACAAUAAAAUAACGAUAGCAGUUGUCCAUAAGUCAUGUGUUGUCUUAUGUUUUGGUCAUAUCUGAUUAUUAAGAAAGCAAACACAUCACAUAACGCGUGAGCAGCGUGUUUCUGCAGUGGAUCGCGGCGGAGCUCAGUCGGUGCGGCGGGAGGAACCGCAGGCGCGCGGCCAACUCUAUUUCCUGACAGACAGUCAUGACGCGAAACUGGGCUGUGUAGCAUUAGCCUACAGCUCCUAAUGCCGUCCUUUAGUUAGGGUUACAGUCUUUUCGUUUUGAUCAGACCAGUAACACCAAGCACUAUGAAUUUAUUACCAUCAAACCCUCACGGUAAUGGAUUACUGUAUGCUGGAUUUAACCAGGAUCACGGAUGUUUUGCUUGUGGAAUGGAAAAUGGAUUCAGGGUGUAUAACACAGACCCGCUCAAAGAGAAGGAAAAACAAGAGUUUCUGGAGGGAGGCGUUGGUCACGUGGAGAUGCUUUUUCGAUGCAAUUAUCUUGCGCUCGUGGGAGGCGGGAAAAAACCCAAGUACCCCCCCAAUAAAGUGAUGAUUUGGGAUGAUCUCAAGAAAAAGACUGUGAUAGAGAUCGAGUUUUCCACUGAGGUCAAAGCGGUGAAGCUUCGCCGUGACAGAAUUGUGGUGGUUCUGGAUUCCAUGAUUAAAGUCUUUACAUUUACCCAUAAUCCUCAUCAGCUGCACGUCUUUGAAACAUGCUAUAACCCCAAAGGUUUGUGUGUCUUGUGCCCAAACAGCAACAAUUCAUUGCUGGCGUUCCCAGCCACGCACUCCGGACACGUUCAGAUAGUCGAUCUGGCCAACACGGAGAAACCGCCGGUGGAUAUUCCUGCUCACGAGGGGGCGCUGUGCUGCGUGGCGCUCAACCUGCAGGGCACACGGAUCGCCACGGCGUCAGAAAAAGGGACCCUGAUCAGAAUAUUCGACACCUCAGCAGGUCAUCUCAUCCAGGAGCUGAGACGAGGCUCACAGACUGCCAAUAUAUACUGCAUCAACUUCAACCAGGACGCGUCGCUCAUCUGCGUUUCGAGCGAUCACGGCACAGUCCACAUAUUUGCUGCAGAGGAUCCCAAAAGGAACAAGCAGUCCAGCUUGGCAUCGGCCAGUUUUCUCCCCAAGUAUUUCAGCUCCAAAUGGAGUUUCUCCAAGUUCCAGGUCCCGUCCGGUUCGGCCUGCGUCUGUGCCUUUGGAACAGAACCCAACGCUGUCAUAGCCAUUUGUUCCGACGGCAGCUACUACAAGUUUCUGUUCAACCAGAAAGGCGAGUGUUCGAGGGACGUGUACGCGCAGUUCCUGGAAAUGACCGACGAGAAGAUCUGAGCGCAGACACUACUUCACUUUACCAGACUGCUUCUUUCUCGACAUCUCAAAGUUUCCAGGAUGUCAAAAGACUCCAGGGGCAUUCGGAGGCGACCGUGACGCAGAGACACACAGAAACUCUAAAUUCUCUCGACUCAAACCACAGAAGACGAGAGAUGACUGAAAAACUGUGAGCGCAGAAUUCGCUUUCUGUGGAGUGACGAGGGAAACCUUAUUUUUUUGAAAGGACAGCAUUUUUUAAAUGGUCUUCCAUGGGAUUUUUUAAGCGUUGAUGUCCUUGGCUAGGUAGCGAGAGCGAUUCUCUUUGUCCACUAACCUGAUCUAAUGUAAUUCAGGCGAGAGGUGGGUGUACAUGUACAUCAUUCACACUAUGUAUUUGUUAGUGUUAGAUAUUGUUUUUCUUGCUGUAAGAGCACCAGAUGAAAAUUACGUAACUACAUAUUCUAUAGACUAGUAUAACAAAACAGACAUUUUAUGGUGUAAAUGUGUGCUUCUCAUUUCAUGUAAUGCAGUAUUUUUCUUUGGCAAGGAUUCGUCGGCUUUAAGGAAACAAUAUUAUCUCAGUGUAAAAGUUUUACUUCAGUGACUGUGCUAUCACACGAGAGACGUGAAACGAGCACAACAUGAUCAUAUUUAGUCCACAUUUACACUCUCCAUUGUUUCAAAUAAAAUUUCUUCACAAACUAAUCGAGAAUAACUACAUUGCUACUUCAAUUAAGGUUAACGUAAGCAGUAGUUUGGAUGUAGACUGUAAACUCUUGAAACGCGGCUGCAGAUUGUAGUGUCGCAGUCGCCGAUCUCUUUUAAAGACUCGCGCACUCGAACCAGACGUGCCAGUCUGAUCACCUGAAGAACGUAGUGUUUUUUAGUUAGUUUCUGUCUUCAUUCUUAUAACUGUUCUUUGAAAUGUAUCUAUAAGCUAUUUUGUUACUCGUUUGAUGCUUUUGUCAUUGAUAACAUGCAAAUGAUAUGCAUAAUUUCAUGAAGAUGAUGAUGAUGCCCACAGAAUUCAGUAUCUUAUGACAAAUUAAAGAUGAUUGUAAAAAUAAA